AUGUCCUCUCUUUCAGUUGACAUGCCUUUCGACUUCACAUUCCCUUCGGCCUCUAUUGAGCGCCCAAGUCCUCCUCCUGCCAUGUCAUCUCUGCCCUUUGACCAGGCUUUCCUUGACAUGGCAUACGCCUCAGCUUCAGCCUCUGCUGCUGGACAUAUCUCUGGCCACUCUCGCUCUUCUUCAAAAGCUUCCGUCUACUCUGCUGUCUCCAUCGACUCAGAUCACGACUCACUCUGCUCUCGUUUGACGACACCUCCUCGAGCCUCUCCUGCUGUUCGUCAGCAUGGACCUCUUCUCCUCCCCAAGAUCCGCUCUCAGGACCAGGAUAUUGAUGCAACUCCCACGCCUACUCCUUGUGGCAACUACCGCAUGGUGACACCUCCUGCUCCCAACCCUUCUCGCCACUCGCGUAGCUACACAAACCCAGAGUCUCUCAGCAUCACCUUUGAUACUCCUGGCUCUAUUGCUUCUGUCAACACAUCUUUCUCUAGCCAACCGGAUGACUCCCUGUCUGCAUCACUCCUUACCUCUCCAGCCAACUUUGCCACUCACAUCUCUGGCCCUUCUCACUCACGACGUGCUUCCAGCCUUGAUGCUACAACAAUCGACCGCUAUGGCUACCCAACUUACCGCCAGAUGCCUUCGUUCGCUCCCAUUGUUCCCCAGCAGCAAAAUGACUAUGGCUUCGCUCCCUAUGACUACAGUUCUCGAGCUCAGUCUCCUUUGAGCCUCGCUGCUACUCCGGACCCUACUCCCAACACCAACCUUCUGAGCUUCCUCACCUCAACCAACCCAGCUGCCUCUCUUGUCCGCCACAUCUCGUUCCCCAUGCGAGAUGCCUCCACCAAGCACUUCUGGUGGGAUGUCCGCAACAUUCGCUCUUGGUCAUCCUUCAACGCUUCUGCCAUUCUUUCUCUUCCUGGUGCCUCAAUCCUUCUCACCAACCCUGUCCCUGCGCCUCUUCUUCCUCGGCCUACCUUCACUUCUCGUCACCCUGAGACCGAGGCUCAACUUCACUCCAUCUAUGCCUCAUACUACCUCCCCAAGCUGAACUCAGCCCUGGCCAUGUCUUCCACUCGUCCUCUGCACCUUUCAGUGGCCCCUAAGACAGCCGGCAUGAACGACCUUCUCUUCGUUGCCAACGCUGCUGGCGAGUCUACCACUGCAGCUGCUAUGUUCGGUGGCAAGCCCACUGCCCGGGUUGUCGGUCUUGUUCGCAGCUUCGACCGCUUCAACACUGGUAUGCGCGUUGAAGGCAACAUCAAGCGUGUUGAGUACCUCCGUGGCCUCGCGGCUAUCCAUCAUGCCAUGCGCGAGCACGGGUGCCGCUACGGUUUCAUCCUCACUGAGAUUGAACUUGUCCUUGUUCGCAAUGGCACCGCCAACACUCCCUUCUUCGGAGAUCUCGAGGUUACAUCUGUCCAACUUGCCGCUUCUGCCCCCGAAAGUGACGCCUCAACCUUGCCACAGGAGACUCCUCUCACUGCAUGCCUCGCCCUCUGGGGUCUCUGCCAGCUUGCAUCCGAUGAUACUCCUGCUGGCAACGCCCACUGGCGAGCUGAGAUCGGCGCACCGGCUGAAGGAACCCGCCGCAAGGCACAGCCCCGAGACUCUUGGAUGCCUCAGCCGCAACUCGCUGAGAAGCGUGAGGCUAAGCGAAGCCGCGGAUGGGUAUGGCCCGAGGAUGCCAUUGGUCGUAAGGAGCUUGGAAAGCGAGGAGUUCGUUAUGGUGGUGUCUAA
This is a messenger RNA of Fusarium coffeatum, 1740 nucleotides long. RefSeq lists its product as uncharacterized. The transcript is spliced from 2 exons. The record is from RefSeq and is a predicted model, not a curated record. The coding region runs from base 1 to 1740 and encodes 579 amino acids. Lineage: Eukaryota; Fungi; Ascomycota; Sordariomycetes; Hypocreales; Nectriaceae.